AUGCUCAAUGAAGGGCAAUGGCGCAUAGUAGGGACGUACCAAUGGCGACCCUUGUACCAGGAAUACUCAAAUUUAGAGGAGAAGGAUCUCUGUGAGGACGAGGUUCCUCUAAAUGAUAUCCCUAUCAUUCUGUACGAUACCAGACAGGAGGACAGGGGCAUGUUAGCCCCUCGCUACAUCGCAACGAAGGUGUCGGUACCGCAAGCCUCUGUUUCCAAUGUGAAGGUACGAUCUGGCCCGGCGCAGUUGUCAAAUGCAUCGACAGUGCCGGCCGUGCCUUUAGACCCUGCUGUCAACUGCGGUGUGACACCCUCCACAUCCGGUUCCUCAUUGCACACAAAAAAGAUCCCAUUCGUGGUUGCGACAACCCUUCCACAGCCAAUGCAUACUAUAUUUGUGUUGCCCUUUGUAAUUUUGUUAGCUGAUAUCGCGGUUACAGCCGCUGGUUUAAAUACCGUACCAUCUAGCCCAACCCUUGUUGCAUUGAGUUGCCUCUUGGUGCUCGCCCCUGAUGUCGCAGCAAUUGCCCUCAUCUUUAAGAGAGGACGGUUUUCCAGUACGGCAGCGACCCAUGUAGCAUUAUGGCCCUGCGUAGCCUUAAUUUUUCUUUUCCCUUUUGUUUCCAUGAUCUUCGUGGUACAUGUCUUCUUGAGGCUUAUUCUUCUGCUAUUCAUCUAUCGCCUCCGCGUGAGCACCCAUACAACAUACUUUACUUUCCAGUAG
Trypanosoma grayi is the source of this 723-nucleotide messenger RNA. RefSeq lists its product as hypothetical. The record is from RefSeq and is a predicted model, not a curated record. NCBI's taxonomy places the organism in Eukaryota, Euglenozoa, Kinetoplastea, Trypanosomatida, Trypanosomatidae. Bases 1 to 723 code for a protein of 240 amino acids. The transcript has a single exon.